This is a messenger RNA of Marchantia polymorpha subsp. ruderalis, 249 nucleotides long. The record is from the annotation of a GenBank genome assembly. Lineage: Eukaryota; Viridiplantae; Streptophyta; Marchantiopsida; Marchantiales; Marchantiaceae.
AUGAAGGGGAGGCUGUCAGGUAUUCAGAAGCAAGUUUUGAGCUUGCACCGCUCGUUGCUUCGGGCAGCCCGUGCAAAACCUCCAGAGACGCGGGAGCAAAUUGAGCGAUUUGUGAAUGCGGAAUUUCGUAAGAACGCAGCUAUAGACAAGAAGAACUACCAGCAAAUUGAGUACUUAAUUAGACGCGGUCAGAAGCAGCUGGAGAUGGUGCGCACUUCGGACGGGUUUUCAGUGGUAGAAGUAAAAUGA